AUGUCUUCCAACACCGAACGUGCAGAGGAUGCUCGCCAGCGAGGGAACGCUUUUUACAAAGCUUGCCAGCUUAGUAAAGCCAUUGUAGCCUACAAGUUAGCUGCAACACUCGUCCCCUCGGAUCCUACUCCCCUAUCGAAUCUGUCCGCCGCUGCCUUUGAGACAGGAGACUACGCGAAAAGCGUACAAUACUCUACUGAGGCUCUAGCUCUCCUAGAGCAAGACCCCGAUGAUGAUCCUCGAAAGCAUAAGCUGCUUACUCGCCUUACCAAGGCCAGGCGUUACCACACCGAUCCUGACGACUCUAGCGCCAAAGAGUCACUUCGCGAUGCCAUUUUCCGCUUACCGAGAUACAGGCCUUACUUGGCUCACGAAAGGAACUACUACCCCGUUGGCCACGAUAUUCCGGAGCCUCUGUACUGCCCGACACUCCGGCGAACAACAAAGGGCGCCCAAGUCGUAUCGUUUAUGUUCUGCGGGAUAGGAGAUGCUCGUAAUAUGGUGCAUACUAUACUGAAUUAUGACUUUUACGGCCCCAAGUCUCACGAGUCUGAUCAAAGGCUCCAUCUUACUAUUCUGGAUGUCAAACCCGCUAUACUGGCACGAGACUUGAUUUUAUUCGCUCUCUUGGACGAUAUAUCUUUGACCAUGGGAUUGUCUCGUCAAGAAGCUUUCCAGUUGGAUCAACGGCAACCCAACCAGUUGCUCGAGACACUCAACACGGCGUCAUAUUUUUAUAUGGCUCAAGUUAUGCCCGCUUUUGCGUGGGAACGAAUUCAAGCAAUCAUCCAACGACUUCUCGACUCCUUUGACAAUUCCAAGCAGCCAAUACCCUGGGUUUACAUUCCUGCUACGGUCCAGGCUGCUGUCCGACCUAGGCUCGAAGCCUGGAAACAAGAGCACACUGGGCCAUAUUCAACUGAAGCCUUUCGAGAAAUCACGGCACUAGAUAAACUCCAAGCACAGAUGGCUAGGAUACACAUGCCCGAAGACCUUCACGUAGACCCAUACUCAUCAUUUCCCCGUCUGAUGUUUGACAAGCGCGUCUACGAUGAAUUUUACAUUGUCUUACCAGAUGAAAAAUUGCUUAAUGCACAUGAUGCAGAGCUAGCCAAAAUUGUCCGCGACUACCGAAAUGAAGAAAGUAGUGCAGAUGGGCGCAUAUCUUCGUAUAUUGAUAGGAAAUGGAAACCCAACCUCACGCUGGCCGACAUUUUAUGGGAAAAGGAAAACACAAUGCCACAAUACCAACCCCGUCCAAACAUGGAUUUUUCGCCGUGCGGGGUCAUUGAGAGCCUGUUGGAAGGUGUUGCGGGUGAUCGUGGACUGUCAUCGGUGCCGGGCAACACGCUCAUGAGUGUUUUAGAAUCCUACUUCAUGAUGAUCGGCAAAGCAAUCGCUAACCUUCGUAACCGCAUCACGGUGGAGGUCUGCUUCGGAGAGAUGAGCGAUCAUCUUGAAAAAAUCCGAUAUCAAGCUCAUGACCGCUCCACGGAAACUGAGGCCAAGGAUCGCUUUUCGUCGGCGAAGUGGCCGCAUAAAUACCAUCUUAUCCACAUGAGCAAUAUUCCUGACUACACCGGUGGCCCUUUCACGUCUUUCCUAUACGGUGUGCCAAUUCUCGAAUAUGGCCCAGGAACAGGGGUGACCUCGUACAUCCUCCGAAAUCCUUCACAGUUUGAAGGCGUCUCUCGGUAUUUCUCCGAGUAUCUCGUCAUGUACGAUCGUAAAUUGGUCCGGUCCCACUUUCAGCUGGAAUUAUCCAUCGUAACUCCCGCGAACGAGGAGGGUCCGUCGCCAUUGAUGCGGUACUUGCGGUGGGAGCGUAUCCCGCAAAAACUCUUGACCUUUGAGCAGCUUAUGCCACAGGCAAAGCUUUUGCAUUGGCUCUACACGCAUUUUCUAAAAAUCUGCCUUCCUUAUCCACGCAAGUCUACCACUGACCCGGGACUCAUCUACGCUCCGCUCAAUAUGACCGCAUUCCUUCGCUUACUGGAGCACGUGUCUGAAUUGGGAUACCCGGCUCACUGGAUCUCGAAUCUGAUCGACUCCAUCUUGUCGGGCAAGAUCAUCACCACGGCCCGCCCGCCUCCGCGACAGGUCCUCACCCCACAAGACGUUGACACAGUAUACCCGGCACGAGCUUUUUGCACCACGCCAUGGAUCUUGGAGUUUGCCACCCUGGCUGGACUAUGGCGCACAAUCUUACGAGCUGGACUUGUAGUGUCUUCCGCCGUUCCUCGCUCGGGGGAUGUCGUACAGUACAUCGUCAAGAUUCCUUGUCCGAAGUUAUGGGAUGGCCAAGUCCCACACUCGAUGCUGGUGUUCUGCGAUGAGAAUGCAUUUGGAUCGUUGCCUAAAAACAUAAGAUCGAUUCUCAAUGAUGAUGGAAGCGAUCUGGAUGUAAAGUCGCGUGCGCUCAGGCAUAACGUACGCUGUGUGAGUACAUUUUAUUGGAGUGUAAAGGCUCAGGAAGCCACAUUCUGGAUCACCAAAGAUGCUUUCGAAGAAAUGAAGGGGUGGAAUGUUUAUAUCUGGAGCACUGCUUCGUGGGAGAAGGGUGGUGGGGGGGUGAAAUUGGGAAAUGCGGUCGUGAAGAAUAGAUCUUGGGGAGAGUGGGAAGACCCACCAAACCUGAUGCUUAUACAUUAA
Melampsora larici-populina 98AG31 is the source of this 2652-nucleotide messenger RNA. RefSeq lists its product as uncharacterized. The coding region runs from base 1 to 2652 and encodes 883 amino acids. Lineage: Eukaryota; Fungi; Basidiomycota; Pucciniomycetes; Pucciniales; Melampsoraceae. Gene Ontology annotation, molecular function: protein binding. The record is from RefSeq and is a predicted model, not a curated record. The transcript has 4 exons.